Molecule: messenger RNA, 681 nt
Organism: Echinostoma caproni
Lineage: Eukaryota; Metazoa; Platyhelminthes; Trematoda; Plagiorchiida; Echinostomatidae
Source: the annotation of a GenBank genome assembly
UUGAAUUCUGUUUGUCAUUUCCAGCCUUGGUCAUCUUUAAAUUUCGUCCGGACGUUCAGCACUACUUCUGGAAAGGGAGGUCAGGGCUCAGAUGGAGGUGAAGAUCCGCCAGCCGACGCUCCUACUCCCGGCUCUGGCUCUGAAGGAACUGCCCCACCUCCCGAAAGUCCAGCUCAUCCGCAAUUGGCUCUGUCUACUCAGAACGUACCAGACACCUUUCCGUUGGUUCCAGUGAUUGCCAUCACGGGUGCCCCAUUGUUUCCGAAGUUUGUGAAAAUGAUUGAAAUCACAGAUGAACGUCUGAUAAAUCUGCUACGUCGAAAAAUCAAAUUGCAUACGCCGUACGCUGGAGUUUUUCUAAAACGCUCAUCUACUGAAAUUCAGCUUGUACGUCAAGUGGAUGAAAAUACAGCGUUCAUUACUGACGCACCAUCGUCCUCCGUCUCCCGUCACAAACGGAAUGGUUUCACUCGACGUGCUAAGCGCGUCGCAGCUGCAAUCACGGGGAAGGAAGAGUUUCCGGAAGCUGCGGAUACAGCUGCCGAGUCAGAUGUUACCAAACCCGCCUCGGAUGCGGAUGUUCUGUUAGAUGAUCAUCCGAGUAUGCCUCCUUCACCGGUCCUCAUGGCCGAGACGAUUAAUGUCUAUCACGACCCGUAUGAGACCACACAAGAGAUCAAG